GCGCGACGCAGCGUGCCUCGUACGAUUAAAUUGUCGCUGGAUUUCCCGCGCCGAACGCGCUCCAAUUGUAACGCGUUGUUCGACGCAAGGGGAACUUUCCAAAUUUCCUGCUAACGUCGCACGAACACUUGCAGAGUGGGUUUUGAAUGAAUAUAUAAUUCAAACUUUACAAGUGUACGUGGAUACGCUCACCGUUUCGGACGGUGGGAUAAAUUCACGAAGGAGAAAUGAGGAACGAGAAAGGAGAAACAUAACCAACUCGUUUUUUGUCCUAACGGUGGGGUGCUGAUACGAACGUGGUAGUAGAUACCAAGGGACGUGGAAGGGAUGAUCGCCCCUUCAUCUCGCGCCUCCCAACCGGCUGCUAUAACUAUACCUAAUCUCCUUCCGCGCGGAGAUAAUUUUAGAGGCGGACGAAAUAAAACAACUUUCGCGGCUGCACAUGUUCAACUUCGAGAACAGCUGCGAGCCGAGUAUCCGAGUUGAACUUUGAAACGUUAAAUUCAACCGAUUUUCAUAAUCUGUAAACGAGUUUUUACACAUUUUUCAUUUGCGUCAGAAAACACGCGUUUAUUUAAAUUGAACGGUAUGAAAAAAUAAUAUCGAUGAGGUUUUACAUUUAAAAGGCAAAUUUAUCGAUCAGGUUCAGUAGAAAAUACCAGAUAUCGUUCCCGAUCGGUCAGAAACAUGAGUAAAUUUUUUUAUAUUAGCGUCUUGUGUUCUUUCAGCCAUCAAUUACGUUUACCGAUGUAGAAUUUUAAACGGGGCUGUAAUUAAUAUUAACGACGCGUCGAAUAAUACUGAAGACUGGCGCAAUACAGAUUACAUUCUCAUUCCUAACGAUGGUACACAAAUGAUUGAUUUAACGAGUAUGCAUACAUAGAAUUUAAAAUGAGAUGUACCUUAUUUAUAUAAUUCCAAACUAAUGGAUCGAAAUCGAUUUAAGUCCUAUCGAAGUAAAAUGUGUCCACGUCAAUGAGGGUAUCUCGUGAGAGCCAUAAAUGAGGAAAAUCGCGCAAAGUGGUCUUGAUACUGAGAAUGACGUGAGGAAUAAAUCUCUGAAAAAAUCAAUAACUCCGAUCGAGUCACCAAAGGGGAACGAAAGGGAACAACGGCCCUCCCUCGAAAAAAAAAAACUAAAAAUAGCAAUGUCGAGGAAGCUGUAUGCGAUAGUCGUACAAAUGAAGAACGUUCAUCGAAUCGAAAGAGGACAGCUUGUUUUCAACCUGGAGGGAAUUCGCGUGGGAGUCGGUGCGGUGGACAAAAGAGGGGAAUAUACGCGCCUACGGUAGCACGUAGGGCCUGGUGGGGAUGUCGCUUGUCUCUGUUUAUCCUUGCCAACACAGUUAUUUCCGUCUCCGUUGGCUUGCCCUCACCACUCACCUGAAGUAGAGGUGUUUCCCCGGAUCCAUUCGUGACGCGAGGGUGGUGGGAAUCGGUGGGAAGCGUUUGCUAAGCGGGAACGUUCGGUCGUGUCUAGUCGUCGCCGGAGUUUCUGAUAGUAGUGGGACCACGCACGCGACACUUGCACGUCUUAUCGUUAUUCGCUUUUUAUCAAUGGAGAGCUCGUGUCACCGACUUUCACGUUCACGUACGCACGCCUCGCGAUUACGCUCAACGACGCACGCGCGGUACCGUGAGGAGAAGAGGAACAAACGCCCGGUUCUAAGGAAAACGAAUCUUGAGAUCCUCGAAUCCAGUUCGUCCUGCCCGAUGAACACUGUGUCGCGGCUCCAAGGAGAGUCGUUAGAGUAAAGGGAAGAAUUUGGUCCCGAAGGCCGAGUGCGCGUUUCGCAGACACGCUCGCGAGUCUGAUCUAUUUCUUUUGUUCGAUACGGUCGAAUAUAAUCCUGGACCCACCGGUCGAGCUUCGAAGACAUCGAAGAAUUCGCCCCCGGGGCCUCUUGCUAUGUGUGCGCACACGUACGCAUACAUCCAGAGCCGAGACAGACGUGAUCUUUGUACCCGUUGUCAGUGAAGGCGGGGAAACCACGUUUCGAGAAACUGAAAUCGUAUAGUUCUAAAUUGGUUUCGCUUCGAUGAAGUUGAACCGCCUACCGAGAGCUAGAGAAAUAUCGUCAAGAAUUUCACCUCUCGCUUCAAUCUCAGUCGCGUUGCCAAGAAAAAUAGGAUUGGCAGUGGCAUCGAAAAAUUGACCCCAGGCUCGAUGAUGAAAUUAUUGAAUGAUUAUUACGUUCGAAAUCAUUCUAUGGACGAAUAAAAAAUAUUUAUGAAGACGCUAUAUACGUACACAUUAUCAAAUAAAAAAAAAAUUACAUUGAAGAGAAUUGGAUAUAAUGACAGACGUCGAUGGGCGAAUCCAAUAAGAAGCUUUGUAGAUAGAAAGAUAUUCUUACGGGCGUAUUUUUAAGGAUGAUCGUCGAGUAGCCAAAGAGUAAAUUAAAUCUGGAUAGAGUUCAACUCAGUCCUUGAAUCACGAAGAGUAUCUAUCAAUAUAUAUUUAUUAGGUAGAAAGUAAAGGACGUAUUUCAAGCUUGUAGGAAGCCAUUGAAAAUUCUUAGAUACUACAAAUUGUCAAUCGGAAGUAUCGAUCUACAAUUGGAUCGAGAAGCACACUAUAGAAGAGCGCGCAACCAACAGCGACUCGAAAGUAAAAUAGGACACGUUUGGUCAGACACAGCAGCACGCAGACGCAGUAGUUUCCAGUUCGAGGAGGCAGCAGGAGCUUCCCUCGACUUUUUUAAAACAAAAGUGACGUGCAGGAGACGCGUUAUGGUGGCGAGUAGCAGCUGACAGCGCGUGGCCAGACAUAAAUCGGUUUUACGGGAGGACAGACGUGUGGAGCCCACCUCUUCAUCAUGAUACAAAUAUUCGCGGACGCCUUCAGAAGCCUGAUAACCACGUCGUCGUUGAUCCUCAAGACGGAAGAAGACCAUCGUCGGUUGUCUAGCCUUUCUGGGGACAACGUAUACGGCUCGGGGGUUAGAAUCGGACGGGGUGAGAACGCAGUCGCAGUCAGUAACGGAAACAUUAUGGAUUCGACACAAUCGGCCAUGAUGAAGCAAACGGACUACGUCGUAGACGUCGUUUUGCCGACAGUCUUAAUUGCCCUGCUGUUCGUCGGGAAUGCCAUCAUCGUCUACAUUAUCUUCCAAUACAGGAAACGGAAAGUUCCGUCAAUGGAACAGGGGGAGGAAAUGUCUUUGCGGAACGCGGCGGAAGUGCCGCAGGUAUGAUUCGCGGAGAGUCGAAUUCACGAUGCCAGCCAAAAGAAAGCGUUAACGAGAUGGCCUGAGUUGCAUUUUUUUCCUACGAGGAUGAUCUCUUCAAAAACGAAACGGAUCUCUGGGAUGAGGACCGCCUAAAAUUUUAAAGGCCUCGUCCGUCUUUCAUGAACAUUCUCGCGAAUGAAUCGUCGCCGAGACUGUUAAAGGAUUCUUGGUCGAUUUCUGUGUUGGCACGUUCUCCAGUGAAAAAGCGCGAUUCAACAAGCAUUGUUUCUCGAUACGCGAUCAAGUUAAUCUCGAAGAAAAGACUAUAAAUGCGUUCGUCGCCGCUCGUUAAUUAACCAUCGCUAUUGUCAAUAAUUAGGAAAACCGAGGCGCCUACUUACUGCGUACUACAUAGUGCUGCCACGAUCUACUCACAUUUACACGAACAGACAGACACAUACACUUACGAUAAUGUAUUAUAAUGUAAGAAAAUAAUAUAUUCUAUAUUUCGUCCAAAUUGUGGCUAAAAAGAAAUAAACGGAUGUUUUCUUAUAUGUACUUUUCUGAUUGCGAUGCGAUUUAAAGGGACAUUGAACACAGA
Ceratina calcarata is the source of this 3774-nucleotide messenger RNA. RefSeq lists its product as uncharacterized. Lineage: Eukaryota; Metazoa; Arthropoda; Insecta; Hymenoptera; Apidae. The record is from RefSeq and is a predicted model, not a curated record. The coding region runs from base 2820 to 3197 and encodes 125 amino acids. The transcript has 5 exons.